ACAUGAUAACAGGAGUGCAGUCGCAGCUGUGAGCUGUUAACCAGCGUUUCUCAGGAGGGAAGAGUUGGGGAGGCUCUGGCAGCUUGGGGAACGUUUAAACUUUAAAUUCACCGGUUUGCAGGAACGCACAAAGUGGAAUAGCAGAAACUCAAGUGAAUGGGAAGUGAGCACCUUCUUUACUGUAAGGUUGCUAAGAUUUACUGAAACUCUUUGAACAUGGCAUCAGAAGAGGAGUUUGAUGAUGAGUUGGAGGAGGAGUAUGAAGAGUACUAUGAGGAGGGUCCAACAAUCACCACCAGGACCACCACCACCACUAAAGUGUCUCAUGGUGUAGAGCCUGGGCCUGGUGGCCUUCCUAGACGCACAGUUAGGAAGAGGGCAAAGGUGGACACCUCCAAGUUCAUGACACCUUACCUGGCACACAGUCAGAAGAUGCUUGACCAGUACAGCCACAAUAAAUACAGGGAGGAAUAUGAAAAAUCAAAGGGGCAACCCUAUGCCAUUUCGGCUGACACACCUGAGAUGAUUCGCAUCAAGAAGGCCCAGGAACAGCUUAGUGAGAUUAAAUACCGUAUGGAGGGGCUGAAGGGCACCAGUCUCUACGAUGGUCAAGCUCGUGAGAUUGUCCAUGUGAAGAAUGUCUCUGAGCUUCUCAGCAAAGCUCUGUACAGGCAGAAAUGGGAUGAGACCAAGGACAGGUACUUGCUGCCUCCUGAUGCCCCUGAAAUGGUUCUUGCUGUGAAGAAUGCAGCAAAUUACAGCAAGAAACUGUACACCGAGGCGUGGGAUGAGGAAAAGACCAUGUACUAUCCAUACAGUGACAGCCCAGAGCUGCGCAGGGUGGCCAAAGCCCAAGAAGUCCUCAGUGAUAUUGUCUACAAGAAGGGUCAUGAUGAGCGAAAGCGCAAGUACACGUGUCUGGCUAAUCCUCCAGAGAUGGAACAGGCCAAGAAAAACUUUGAAAAUCGUAGUGAUCUUAAAUAUCAUGAGGAUUACAACAAAAAUGUUAAGGGCCAGUGGUGUGAAACUCCUUACUUCGAUAUCGCUGCCGGAAAAAUGGCAAUGGACAACAUCAGUGAAAAAAAAUAUACCGCUGCUUUUGAAGACAUGAAAGACCAAAUUUAUUUCAUGCAAACAGAGACGCCAACAUACGAUUCAAAUAAAAAGGCUCAACAUGCUGCAAGUUCGGUGAAAUAUAGGAAGGACUAUGAGAAAACAAAAGAUCAAUCCGAUUACAACGUUCUCCCUGCUACAGAGAACCCCCUUCUCAGACAGCUGAGAUACGCCGGCACCAUUUUGAGUGAUAAAGUGUACAAGGACAGCUAUGAGAAAUCAAAGGGAUUCAGCAUCAAUUACUGCGAUACUCCCAAAUUCAAGAUGGACAGUGUAUUGAAGAAGUUUACUGACGCACAUUAUAAAGACACGUAUGAAAAGGCCGUGAAAGGUCAUUACAUCGGUAGCUAUGAAGAUAUAUAUAUGCUUCACUGCCAGAAGGUGGAGGAAAUGAAGAAUGACAAAAAUUACAAAGCUGAUUAUGAGGAUAUGAAGUCAAGGUGUUUCUUCCCCCAAACUGUUACGCCAGAAUAUGAGGCCAGUAAGAAGCUUCAAGAAUGUAAUGAAAAAACAUAUCGCCAACAUCCAGACAAGGUUAAGUUUACACAGGUGACAGACUCACCUGUCAUGGUUCAAGCUGCCAUCAACGCCAAACAGCUGAGCGAUCUCAACUACAAGGAACAAUAUGAAAAGGAGAAGUUUAAGUGUUACCUCCCUCCUGACUAUCCUUUCUUCAUUCAGUCCCGAGUUAACGCAUAUAAUCUAAGUGAUACAUGUUACAAGUAUGAAUGGGACAAGACAAAAUCAAAGAAAUUUGAGGUGAAAGGAGAUGCGAUUCCAAUCCUCGCCGCUCGCGCCCACACCAACAUCGCUAGUGAUGUUAAAUACAAGAAGGAAUACGAGAAGAACAGAGGGCAGAUGAUUGGGGCACUCAGCAUUCAUGAUGACCCUAAAAUUUUGCACUCAGUACAUGUUGCUAAGAUGCAAAGUGAGCGUGAAUAUAAGAAAGACUAUGAGAAGACAAAGACCAAGUAUCAUACGCCACUGGACAUGAUGCUUGUGACUCUUGCUAAGAAAUCUCAGGCUAUUGCCAGCAUGACUGGCUACAAGAAGAUCUCAAACCGUUAUCUCAUGCCUUAUGACAGCAUACCGUUGGACACGGCAAAGAAGGCAAAUGCCAUCCAGAGUGAUAAUGAGUACAAGUCAGAAUACAACAACUACGUCAAAGGAACGCCGUGGGUGCCUUAUGGCUCCUUGGAUGUUGAAAAGUGCAAGAAAGCAGGAGAUAUCUUAAGCGAGAAAAAGUACAGGCAGCAUCCGGACACUGUACCUUUCACCUCUAUAGAUGACCAUCCCAUCCAGAUGCAGGCUAAGCUCAACCAAAUGAUCAGAAGUGAUCUGCACUAUAAGAAAGGCCUAGAGGACGUCCAUCAGAAAUAUUCCCUGCCACCUGAUGUCCCAGAGUUGCUUCAGGCCAGAUGUAAUGCGUACAACAUAAGCAAUAAUUACUAUAAGGUUGAAUGGCUGAAGACUAUUGCAAAGGGCUAUGAUCUGAAGCCUGAUGCCAUCUCUGUAAUUGCAGCGAAGGCAGCAAGACAUGCUGCUAGUGAUGUUCAGUACAAGAAACAGUACAUGAAGGAUAGAGGUCAUCACGUUGGCUUCCGUAGUCUUCAUGAUGACCCCUUGCUGGUGCACUACAUGCAUGUGGCAAAGAUGCAAAGUGAAAGGAACUACACGAAGGAUUAUCACAAAGCCAAGCUAAAGUAUCACACCCCUGUAGACAUGCUGAGUGUGGUACAGGCCAAGCAUUCAUCUAAUGUUCAGACAUACAUAGGAUACAGACAGCCUCUUCAUCGCUAUACCAUGCUUCCUGAUGCAAUGAAUCUGGAGUUGGCUCGCUCCAUGAACCACAGCUCCAGUGAUUACCAGUACAAACAGGAUUACGAGAACUAUGUCAAAGGAACCGGAUGGAUCCCCAUUGGUUCGCUGGACGUUGAGAAGGCUAAGACUGCUGGUGCAGCUCUCAAUGAGAAGAAGUACAGGCAGCACCCAGACACUAUCAAGUUCACCAGCGUUGUGGACUCACCUGUUAUGGAACAAGCCAAAAUAAAUGCACUGCAGCUAAGCGAUAGACUCUACAAAGCCAGUGGUGAGAAAUUUAUGCACACCUACCAUCUCCCUGCUGAUGCACCAGACUUCUUGCAAGCCAAAUAUAACGCUGUCAACGUUAGCAAGACCUACUAUACGUACGCACACAAGCAGGAUCUCUUGAAAGGACAUCACGUGAAGCAAGACGCCAUUCCUAUUGUCGCUGCAAAAAGCUCUAGGGAUAUUGCCAGUGAUUACAAGUAUAAGCUUGCUCAUCAGAAGGCCAGGGGCAAACAUGUUGGCUUCCGUAGUCUUCAGGAUGACCCCUUGCUGGUGCACUACAUGAAUGUGGCCAAGAUUCAAAGUGAAAGGAACUACAAAAAAGAUUACCACAAGGCCAAGCUGAAGUACCACUCCCCUGUGGACAUGCUUAGCAUCAUACAAGCCAAGCAGGCAUCUAAAGUUCAAACAAAUACAGGCUACAAGAAGGUUCACCACAAUUAUAUGCUACUACCAGAUGCCAUGCACAUUGGACUAGCUCGCAAUAUGAUGGAGAUCCAAAGCGAUAAUUUGUAUAAAUCAGAGUAUAACAACAUCUACAAAGGAGCAGGUUGGAUCCCAAUAGGUUCCAUUGAUGUUGAGAAGGCCAAGACAGCCAGAGCAGCUCUUGAUGAGAAGUCGUACAGAACUCACCCCAGUACCCUGAAAUUCACCAGUCUGACAGACCAGAUGAACAUGGUCUUGGCCAUGAACAACUCCAAACUACAAGAUAAAGCGGCCUAUAAAGCCUCUGGAGAGAAAUUCAUGCACACCUACAAUUUACCUGCUGAUGCACCAGAGUUCCUGCAGGCCAAAUAUAAUGCCCAGACAAUGAGUGAGUCCCACUACAAGGCUCGGUGGCUCGAAGACAUCGCCAAAGGCUAUGACAUGAAAGCUGAUGCUAUUCCUAUUGUUGCUGCUAAACUCGGAAGACACAUUGCCAGUAAUUAUCAGUACAAAAAAGCCUUUGAGAAGGCAAGAGGUCACCACGUUGGCUUCCGUAGUCUUCAGGAUGACCCCCUACUGGUGCACUACAUGAAUGUGGCCAAGAUACAGAGUGAUAGAAACUACAAAAAGGAUUACCACAAGGCCAAGCUGAAGUACCACACCCCUGUAGACAUGCUGAGUAUCAUACAGGCCAAGAAUGCCUCUAAGGCUCAAACAUAUGCAGGAUAUAAGCAGCCUAUGCAUCGCUACACUCUGCUUCCUGAUGCCAUGAGUCUGGCGUUAGCUCGCUCCAUGAAUGUCAGCUCCAGCGAUGUUGAGUACAAGAGUGAAUACAACAGCAUUAUGAAAGGCAUAGGAUGGGUGCCAAUUGGAUCCCUGGGAGUAGAGACAGCAAAGUUAGGAGGAAAGAUUCUGAGUGAACAUAAUUACCGCACUCAUCCCUCCAAUUACACCUUCCACAAGCAUAUGGACUCUAUGGACCUCGCAUUGGCCGCUGCUAAUAACAAAAUCAUGGACAAGAAAUCCUACCAUGCAGCCUGGGAAAGUGAUAAGACCAAAACUCAUGUGAUGCCUGACAUUCCUGAAAUUGUGUUGGCCAAGGCCAAUGCAUUGAACAUGAGUCAGAAACUCUACAAAGCUGGUCUAGAGGAAAUGUAUAAAAAAGGCUAUGAUCUCAAACCAGAUGCUAUUUCAAUUGUGGCCGCCAAAACCGGCAGGAAUAUUGCUAGUGAUUACAAAUAUAAGCUGGCAUACGAGAAGGCAAGAGGUCACCACGUUGGCUUCCGUAGUCUUCAGGAUGACCCCUUACUGGUGCACUACAUGAAUGUGGCCAAGAUACAGAGUGAAAGAAACUACAAGAAGGAUUACCACAAGUCCAAGCUGAAGUACCACACCCCUGUAGACAUGCUGAGUAUCAUACAGGCCAAGAAUGCCUCUAAGGCUCAAACAUAUGCAGGAUAUAAGCAGCCUAUGCAUCGCUACACUCUGCUUCCUGAUGCCAUGAGUCUGGCAUUAGCCCGCUCCAUGAAUGUCAGCGCCAGCGAUGUUGAGUACAAGAGUGAAUACAACAGCAUUAUGAAAGGUAUUGGAUGGGUGCCAAUUGGUUCCCUUGGAGUAGAGACCGCAAAGAUCGGAGGAAAGAUUCUGAGUGAACAUAAAUACCGCACUCACCCCUCCAAUUACACCUUCCAAAAGAAUAUGGACUCUAUGGACCUUGCCUUGGCUACUGCUAACAACAAAAUCAUGGACAAGCAAGCAUACACAGAGGCUUGGAACAAAGAUAAGACAAAAAUCCACAUCAUGCCUGACAGUCCUGAGAUUCUUCUUGCCAAAGUGAAUGCAGUCAACAUUAGUCAGAAAGCCUACAAAGCAGGAUUGGAAGCCCUGAUAAAGAAAGGCCAUGAUCUUAAAGCUGAUGCUGUAUCAGUGAUUGCAGCUAGAGCCUCCACAAACAUUGCCAGUGACUACAAGUACAAAAAGGAGUACAACAAAGAAAGAGGACAUCACGUUGGCUUCCGUAGUCUUCAGGAUGACCCCUUGCUGGUGCACUACAUGCAUGUGGCCAAAAUACAGAGUGAUAGACUCUACAAGAAGGAUUACCACAAGGCAAAGCUGAAGUACCACUCCCCUGUAGAUAUGCUGAGUAUUGUGCAGGCCAAGCAGACUACAGCUGCUCAAACCUAUGCUGGAUACAAGCAGCUCAUUAGACAUUGUAAAGUUCUGCCUGAUGCCAUGAACUUUCAGCUGACUCGCAACAUGCAGAUGAUCGCAAGUGAUAACAUCUACAAAUCUGAGUAUAACAGUUACAUGAAAGGAAUUGGAUGGAUUCCCAUUGGGUCUCUGGACGUGGAGAAAGCAAAGAAUGCUAGUCGGAUAGGCAGUGAGAAACUGUACCGUACACACCCCAGUAACUAUAAAUUCACUAAAGAAAUGUCUUCCAUGGAUUUGGUCCUAGCUGCGACCAAUAAUGCAAUCAAUAAUAAGCAAAAAUAUUUGGAAGCCUGGGAAAAUGACAAAACCAAGGUUCACAUUAAGCCAGAUUCUAUGGAAGUGUCUCUUGCUCGUCAGAAUCAAGUUCAUUACAGUGAGAAACAGUACAGACUUGCCCAUGAACUUUCCAAGAAGAAGGGUCAUGAUUUGCGUGGUGAUGCUAUUUCUAUCAUUGCUGCCAGGGCCUCCAGGGACAUUGCUAGUGAUUAUAAAUACAAGACUGGCUAUCGUAAACAAGUUGGUCAUCAUAUUGGAGCCCUCAGCAUCCAGGAUGAUCCACUGCUCAUGCUGGCCUUGAACUCGGCUAAGAUUGCUAGCGAUGCUCUCUACAGGAAGGACUUUAACAAAUCCAAAACUAAGUUUCACCUUCCAGUUGACAUGAUUGCAUUUGAACUGGCCAAGAAAAACCAGAUCCAGGUCAAUGAUGCCAACUACAGAACCUACCUGCACAACUGGACCUGCCUGCCAGACUCCAGUGAUGUUGUCCAUGCCAGACAUGUCUAUGAACUCCAGAGCGAUGCAGUGUACAAGGCUGAUCUGAAAUGGCUUCAAGGUCUUGGAUGGGUCCCAAUCGGUUCACUGGAUGUUGAAAAAGCAAAGAAGGCAGGAGAAAUCAUGAGUGAGAAACGUUAUCGUCAGCACCCAAGCAACUACAAGUUUACCCUCACAACUGAAGACAUGCCGCUCGUUUUGGCCAAAGCCAAUAAUCAGAUCAUGAACAAGAGCAAAUACACUGAAGCUUGGAACAAAGCUAAGACACAGAUUCACAUUAUGCCUGAUGCAAUGGACGUGGUGCUUGCAAAGCAAAACAAGGUCAUCUAUAGUGAGAGCAAAUAUAAACUUGACCAUGAACUUUCCAAGAAGAAGGGUCAUGAUUUGCGUGGUGAUGCUAUUUCUAUCAUUGCUGCCAAGGCCUCCAGGGACAUUGCUAGUGAUUACAAAUAUAAGGCUGGUUAUCGUAAGCAAGUUGGUCAUCACAUUGGAGCCCUCAGCAUCCACGAUGAUCCACUGCUCAUGCUGGCCUUGAACUCAGCUAAGAUUGCUAGCGAUGCUCUCUACAGGAAGGACUUUAACAAAUCCAAAACUAAGUUCAAACUUCCAGUUGACAUGAUUGCAUUUGAACUGGCCAAGAAGAACCAGAUCCAGGUCAAUGAUGCCAACUACAGAACCUACCUGCACAACUGGACCUGCCUGCCAGACUCCAAUGACGUUGUCCAUGCUAGACAUGUCUAUGAACUCCAGAGUGAUGCUGUUUAUAAGGCUGAUCUGAAAUGGCUUCAAGGACUUGGGUGGGUCCCCAUUGGUUCCCUUGAUGUUGAAAAGGCAAAAAAGGCUGGAGAUAUCAUGAGUGAAAGGAAAUAUCGUGAGCACCCUAGCAAAUUUAAGUUCAAACUCACAACUGAAGAUAUGCCAAUGGCUUUGGCUAAAGCCAACAACACUAUCAUGAAUAAGCAACAAUAUGUUGAAGCCUGGAACAAGGCCAAAACAACGAUCCAUGUCAUGCCAGAUGCUAUCGACAUUAUACAUGCCAAACAGAACAAGGCCAACUACAGUGAAAAAUUAUACAAGCUUGCUAAUGAAGAAGCUAAAAAGAAGGGAUAUGACCUGCGCAGUGAUGCUGUCUCCAUCAAAGCAGCCAAGGCCUCUAGGGAUAUUGCCAGUGAUUAUAAGUACAAGACUGGUUAUCGUAAGCAAGUUGGUCAUCACAUUGGAGCCCGCUGUAUCGAGGAUGAUCCACUGCUUGUGCUGGCCGUGAACUCUGCCAAGAUUGCUAGUGAUGCUCUCUACAAGAAGGACUUUAACAAAUCCAAAACGAAGUUCCACCUUCCUGUGGAUAUGUUGAAUCUUGAGCUGGCUAAAAAAUGCCAGAUCCAGGUCAAUGAUUUCAAUUACAGAACCCACUUGCACAACUGGACCUGCUUGCCAGACUCCAACGAUGUUGUCCAUGCCAGACACGUCUAUGACCUCAAGAGUGAUGCUGUAUACAAAGCUGAUUUAAAAUGGCUUCAAGGAAUUGGAUGGGUGCCCAUUGGCUCAAUUGAUGUCGAGAAAGCAAAGAAGGCUGGAGAAAUCUUGAGUGAAAGAAAGUACCGUCAACACCCAAGCAACUUCAAAUUUACCUGCACAACUGAAGACAUGCCAAUUGUUUUGGCCAAAGCCAAUGCAAACAUCAUGAACAAGAAAAGUUAUGUGGAAGCUUGGGAUAAAGCAAAGACCACAAUCCAUGUCAUGCCGGAUACAAUGGAAAUAAUGCUGGCCAAACAGAACAAAAUCAAUUACAGUGAGAAACUAUAUAAGCUUGCCAAUGAGGAGGCCAAAAAGAAAGGCUAUGACAUUCGUAGUGAUGCUGUUUCUAUAAAAGCAGCUAAAGCAUCUCGGGAUAUUGUCAGUGAUUACAAGUACAAAGCUGGUUAUCGUAAGCAAGUUGGUCAUCACAUUGGAGCCCUCAGCAUCCACGAUGAUCCACUGCUCAUGCUAGCCUUGAACUCAGCCAGGAUCGCUAGUGAUGUUCUCUACAAAAAGGACUUCAACAAAUCCAAAACUAAGUACAACCUCCCUGUGGACAUGUUGGCAUUUGAAUUGGCUAAGAAGAACCAGAUCCAGGUCAAUGAUGCCAACUACAGAACCUACCUGCACAACUGGACCUGCCUGCCAGACUCCAAUGAUGUUGUUCACGCCAGACACGUCUAUGAACUCCAGAGUGAUGCGGUGUAUAAGGCUGAUCUAAAAUGGCUUCAAGGAAUUGGAUGGGUCCCUAUUGGUUCAAUUGAUGUUGAGAAAGCGAAAAAGGCUGGAGAAAUCUUAAAUGAAAGGAAAUACCGUGAGCACCCAAGCAACUUUAAGUUCACCCUCACAACUGAAGACAUGCCACUGGCCUUAGCUAAAAGUAAUGCUACCAUUAACAACAAGAAACUUUACACUGAAGCCUGGGACAAUGCAAAGACCCAAAUCCAUGUUAUGCCUGACUGCAUGGAGGUUUUGUUGGCAAAGCAGAACAAUCUAAAUUACAGUGAGAAAAGAUACAAGCAAGCCAAUGAAGACUCCAAGAAAAAGGGCUAUGACUUACGUGCAGAUGCUGUUGCCAUCAAAGCAGCUAAGGCAUCCAGAGAUAUCAUCAGUGAUUACAAAUACAAGACUGGUUAUCGUAAACAAGUUGGUCAUCAUAUUGGAGCGCGCUGUAUCCAGGAUGAUCCACUGGUCAUGCUUGCCUUGAACUCAGCUAAGAUUGCUAGUGAUGCUCUCUACAAGAAGGACUUUAACAAAUCCAAGACCAAAUACAACCUACCAGCAGACAUGCUGACCCUUGAGCUGGCCAAGAAAUGCCAAAUCCAAGUAAAUGAUUUCAAUUACAGAACCUACCUGCACAACUGGACCUGCUUGCCAGACUCCAAUGACGUUGUCCAGGCCAGGAAGAUUUAUGAUUUGCGCAGUGAUAUCGUGUACAAAGCAGACAUGGAGUUUAUGACAGGUCUAGGGUGGGUACCCAUAGGCUCACUUGAGGUCCUGAAGGCAAAGAAAGCAGCUGAAAUCCUCAGUGAGCGCUUGUACAGGCAGAAACCUGAAACGUUUACAUUUAAACAAGACAUGGAGUCCAUGCCCAUGGUGCUUGCCAAGACAAAUGCUCAAAUUAUGAAUCAGCGCGACUACCAUGCAGCGUGGGAGGUUGACAAGACCAAGAUCCACAUCCCUCCUGAUACUCCAGAAAUUGUGCUUUCAAACGCUAAUGCAAUGAACAAUAGUAGGAAACUAUACAGACAAGCUGUUGAAGACAUCUUCAGGAAAGGCUAUGACCUUAAAUCCGAUGCUGUAGCCAUUAAAGCUGCCAAAGCAUCCAGAGACAUUAUUAGUGACUACAAGUACAAGGCUGGUUAUCGUAAGCAAGUCGGUCAUCACAUUGGUGCCCGCUGUAUCGAGGAUGACCCACUGCUUGUGCUGGCUGUGAACUCUGCCAAGAUUGCUAGUGAUGCUCUCUACAAGAAGGACUUUAACAAAUCCAAAACUAAGUUCCACCUUCCUGUGGAUAUGUUGAAUCUUGAACUGGCUAAAAAAUGCCAGAUCCAGGUCAAUGAUUUCAAUUACAGAACUCACCUGCAUAACUGGACCUGCUUGCCAGACUCCAAUGAUGUUGUUCAGGCCAGGAAGGUCUAUGAUCUUCGAAGCGAUGCUGUGUAUAAGGCUGAUCUUGAAUGGAUCAGGGGUACAGGGUGGGUUCCCAUUGGCUCCCUUGACGUAUUAAAAGCCAAAAAAGCCGGUGAGAUUCUGAGCGACAGGAUGUACCGGCAACAUCCAAGCAACUACAAGUUUACAAGUAAAACGGAUGCGAUACCUUUUGCUCUCGCCCAAGCCAAUGCCAAAGUCAUGGACAAGAAUGCAUAUGUUGAAGCCUGGAAUAAGGAUAAGAUCAAUAUCCAUGUCAUGCCCGACACCCCUGAAAUUAUCCUUGGACAACAGAACAGACUCAACACAAGCCACAAAUACUACCGUCAAGCCUAUGAGGAUAGCCUUCAGAAGGGCUACUUUCUGCCUAAGGAUGCCGUUGCAGUGAAAGCUGCCAAGGCUUCAAGGGAUAUCAUUAGCGAUUACAAGUACAAGGCUGGCUACAGGAAGCAACAAGGGCACCACAUCGGAGCUCUCAGCAUCCAUGACGAUCCCUUGAUAAUGCUGGCCAAUAACGCAGGCAAGAUCGCUAGUGAUAAUUUGUACAAGAAAGAUUUUAACAAAUCCAAGACCAAGUACAACCUACCAGCGGACAUGCUGUCUCUUGAACUGGCUAAGAAAUGCCAAAUGCAAGUCAACGAGGUCAACUACAGAACUUACCUGCACAACUGGACCUGCUUACCAGACUCUAAUGAUGUUGUCCAGGCCAGAAAGGUCUAUGACCUGCGCAGUGAUGCUGUGUACCAAGCUGACCUUGAAUGGAUCCGUGGGUGUGGAUGGAUGCCACAUGGAUCUGUUGAUGUCGUAAAAGCCAAGAAUGCUCAAACGAUUCUAAAUGAACGACUAUACCGCCAGCCUCCCAGCACCGUCAAGUUCACCAGUAUUGUGGACCUGCCUGCCAUAGUCCUGUCCAAACAAAAUGCUGAUAUUCUCAGUGAUAGGAAAUACAGAGAGGCAUGGGAUAAAGAUAAGACAUCCAUCCACAUCAUGCCAGACACACCUGCCAUUGAGUUGUCCAGAGCUAAUGCUAUUGCUGUCAGCAAUAGAUUGUACAGCAAAGAAUGGGAUGCUACGAAGGCAAAGGCAUACCAAAUCAAAGAGGAUGCCGUCUCUGUUAUUAAGGCCAAAGCCUCAAGAGAUAUAGCCAGUGAUUACAAGUACAAGGCUGGUUAUCGUAAGCAAGUCGGUCAUCACAUUGGAGCCCGCUGCAUCCAGGAUGAUCCGCUGCUCGUGCUGGCCGUGAACUCUGGCAAGAUUGCAAGUGAUGUUCUCUACAAGAAGGACUUUAACAAAUCCAAAACCAAGUUCCACCUUCCUGUAGAUAUGUUGACUCUUGAGCUGGCUAAAAAAUGCCAGAUUCAGGUCAAUGAUUUCAAUUACAGAACCUACCUGCACAACUGGACCUGCUUGCCAGACUCCAAUGACGUUGUCCAGGCCAGGAAGGUUUAUGAUCUGCGUAGUGAUGCUGUAUACAAGGCUGAUCUAGAGUGGCUGAGGGGAUGUGGAUGGAUUCCCCAUGAGUCUGUUGAAGUCCUCAAAGUUAGGAAUGCCCAGAAGAUCCUAGCUGAUAGAGGAUACCGUGUUAAGUUGGAUGAGCAGAAAUAUUCAACACCCAUUGACAGAGUUGACUUUGUGUGUUCCAAAAACGCAGCUGAUGUCCUCAAUGAGGCCAAGUAUCGUGAGGCCUGGCAAGAGGACAAGACUAAAUAUUCUCUGACAGAUACUCCUCUUUUGGCUACAUCUAGGGAAGUGGCCAAGAUGCACCACCCGCACCUGUACACUAAAGACUGGAACCAGACCAAAGACACGUCAUACUACAUGCCUGGAGAUGCUGUUCCGAUUAAACAAAGCAUCAGCAACACUAAAGUGCAGAGUAUGUACAAAUACAAAGAGGGCUACCGUAAGCAAGUUGGUCAUCAUAUUGGAGCCCUUAGCGUCCAGGAUGAUCCACUGCUCAUGCUGGCUUUGAAUUCAGCUAAGAUUGCUAGCGAUGCUCUCUACAAGAAGGACUUUAACAAAUCCAAGACGAAAUUCAACCUCCCAGUGGACAUGCUGGCAUUUGAACAUGCAAAGAAAUGCCAGAUCCAAGUCAAUGACGAACACUACAGAACCCGUUUGCACCAAUGGACUUGCCUGCCUGAUCAAAACGAUGUCAUUCAGGCCCGUAAAGCAUAUGACCUGGCUAGUGAUAAUGUCUACAAAUCAGAUUUAGAAUGGAUCCGUGGUUGUGGUUGGGUGGCUGCGGAUUGUGUAGAUCACGUCAAAGUCCGAAAAGCCCAGGAGAUUCUGAACGAAAGACUUUACACAAAGGAUGCCAAGGACAAUUUUGCAAGAUUUACCCACAUUGUGGAUCGCCCUGAGGUUGUCCUAGCAAAGGUUAACGCUUUCAACCUUAGUGAUCUGAAGUACAAGGAAUCCUUUAACCUGGAGAAGGGCCACUAUAUUGGAUCUGAAGAUACACCACAGUUGGCUCACAGUAGAGAGGCUGCAAAGCUUCUCAGUGAGAAACUGUACAAAAAUGCCUGGGAUGAAAGCAAAGCUACAGGCUACCAGCUAGACCAAGAAUACAUACCAGUAAAAUCAGCCAAGAAAACCAGAGACAUUAUCAGUAAUGUGAAGUACAAUGAUGCUCAUGAAAAAGCCAAAGGCCAUUACAUGGCUUCAACACUGGUAGACUUCCCUGAGGUGGUCCGAUCUGGUCAAAUGGAGAAGAUGAAGAAUUUGCGAGACUACCACAAAGACUACAAUGACACCAAAACUAAGCUCCACAUUCCUGCUGACAUGAUCAGCCAUGUGGUUGCUAAGAAAUGCCAGGAUAUCUUAAGCGAUGUGCUAUACCGUACAUAUCUGCACCAGUGGACAUGCCACCCUGAUCAGAAUGAUGCCAUCCAAGCCCGCAAAGCAAAUGAGAUCUUGAGUGACGUGUUUUACAAAGAAGACCUGAACUGGAUGAAAGGCAUUGGCUGUUAUGUCUGGGACACUCCUGAGAUUUUGCGUGCAAAGAAGUCAUAUGAUCUACAGAGUGAUAUUCAAUACAAAGCAGAAGGCAAGAAGGAAUUCAACAACUACUCCAUUGUGACAGACACCCCUGUGUACGUAACUGCCAUCCUGGGCCACACCUGGGCCAGUGAGUUGAACUACAGAGAGGCAUAUCAUAAGGAGAAACACAUUUACACCACUAUUCUUGACACCUAUGACUAUGCAAGAUGCUUCAACCUAAAGCAGAUCUACAGCACUAAAGCGUAUUCUGCAGCUUGGGACACGAUCAAGGCCAAGAGCUACAGUAUUCCCCACGACUCCCAUGCCUUAGCCCAUGCCAAACAGCAGAAGGUUGUGCUCAGCAACAUUAAAUACAAAGAAGAGUAUGAGAAGUUUAAGAGUCUGUACAGCCUGCCCAAGUGUCUUGAGGACGACCCAGCCACUUCAAGGUGCAUCAAAGCUGGAAAACUUAUACUGGAUCGCCUGUACAAAGGCGCCUAUGAGAAGACCAAGGCAAAGAUCCACGUACCUCCAGACAUGCUUGAGAUAGUAGCUGCACGCAACACUCAGAAAAUGAUCAGCGGGGUUGACUACCGUAAAUACCUGCACCAGUGGAUCUGCCUGCCUGACAUGCAAGUGUACGUGCAGGCUCGCAAGGUCAACGAGCAACUGAGCGAUAUCUUCUACAAAGAUGACCUCAACUGGUUGAAGGGUGUUGGCUGCUACGCUUGGGACACUCCAGAGAUUCUUCGUUGUAAGCACGCAAUGAACCUGCAGAGUGACAAUCUGUACAAAGCUAAGGGAAUCGAUCACUUGAAGAACUUCUCUGUGGUUAUGGACACUCCUGUCUAUGAGACAUGCAAACAGAGCGCUCUGAACUUGAGCAAUCUCAACUACCGCAGUGACUAUGUCACAAAUGUCUUGGGUACAAACACGGCUCCUGCUGUGACUGUUGAUACUGAAAGAGCUCGGCUAGCCAACUACAUCCAGAGCGAACACAUCUACAAAGAGGCCAAUAAGAACUUUAUGCCUACUGGCUACACUCUGCCAUACGACACUCCACUCAACAAGCAGGCCAAAACCAACACCACUACCACCAGCAAUGUGAAGUACAGGGAAGCCUAUGACCUAAUGAAAGCCAAGGGCUACACCCUAGACCCUGAAGGUGUCAACUUUGUCAAUAUCAGGAAGAUGAACAAGGUCAUCAACGAGCGACUUUAUCGUGAGCAAUAUCACAGGGAAAAAGACAAGAUUCACUCCGAGUAUGACACUCCUGAGAUCAGACAGGUUAAAGCUACCCAGCACGCAGUCAGUGAUCUCUGCUAUAAGGAGAAGUACUACAAUAACAGAGGAAACUAUAUAUCCCUGCCUAUCACCCCCGAGCUGAUGCACUAUUUCCAUGUCAAUGAGAUCAACAGUGAUCUGAAAUAUAAAGAGGAUCUGCACUGGCUGAGAGGCCUUGGCUGCUUUAUGUUUGACUCUCCAGAAAUGGUCAGGAUUCGUAAAAUCACAGAUUUUAAGAAAUCAUAUGAAGUUGAUGCCAAGAAGAACUUAUCCAAUUUUAGUGUAGUCCUGGACACACCAGAGUACAAGCGAGUGACUGAGCUCAAGACCCACAUCAGUGAUCUGGUGUACCGAGCUCAUGGCCUUAAGGAGAAGUCAAAAUGUUCAAUCACUGUGGAUGGUCUGGAGAUUAAGAGAGCCAAGUGGGCCCAGACUCUGACCAAUCAUUACCAAUACGUUGAUCUUGCAUCUAAAGAGAGAGCCUUCUACACCCCAGAAGCCCAUACUCCUUACUUGAAUCAUGCUCGGUCCAUGAAAGUGAUGUACAGUGAGAAAAAGUACAAGGAACAAUAUGAGAAGAUGAAGCACAGGUACACUCCCAUCAGAGACACACCAAUCCUGAUCCGUUGCAAGAAGGCCUACCUCAAUGCUAGUGAUCUGCGCUACAAAGAGACCUUUGAGCUGUCCAAGGGACGCUACCAUCCUGACAAGGAAGCCCGAGAUAUUGUUUGCGCCAAGAGAGUCAGAGAUGAUAUCAGCGAGGUCAAAUACAGGGAGAAGUACAUCAGUUCCUUGGGCACCUGGAAGUCCAUCCCAGACCGCCCUGAGUUCUUCCACAGCCGAAUUGUGAGGGACCACGUCAGUGAUGUCAAGUACAAAGAAGAUCUAGAAUGGAUCAAGGGCAUCGGCUGCUAUGUGUGGGACACACCUGAGUUGUUGCGGGCUGAACAUAACAAGAGCCUCUAUAGCGAAAGGCUUUACAAAACAUCAUUUGAGAAGAACAGAUACAACUUCAAGUACACGUCUGACACACCAUUCUUUACGAUGACCAAGAAUGCUUCACUUCUGAUCAAUGAGAAAUCCUACCGUGCCAGCUAUGAAAAGUCAAAGGACAAAUAUACCGUAGUUGUAGAUGACCCUAGAAACCUCUUGGCCAAGGAGGUCAACAAGAUGAGCCAGGGAAGAUAUAAAAUCAAGGCUAAGGAAUUACUCAAGAGUGGCUGCAAUGAGCUGCUCCGCCCUGAUAUCCUCACUGCCCUGUACAACUCUGGCAUGUGGAGUAAGUGGAGGUACAGAGAGCAAUAUGAACGUGCCAAGUCGAAGUUCACCUCAAUUCUGGAUACUCCUUCUUACAAAGUUGCCAAGCGCAGCAAGCAGAUCAGCGAUAUCAUCUAUCAAAUGGAGUACCACAAGACCAAAGCAAGAGGUUACACACUUGGACCUGACACUCCCCAUGGCCAUCACAUGAGGAAGGUCAAAGACCUCAAAAGCAACCUGAAAUACACGGAAGUAUAUGAAAAAAACAAGGCACAUAUCAACAUUGCUCCUGAUGCUCAUGAAAUUCGUGCCGCCAAAGAGGCCUACAAUAACAUCACCAAUCUUUACUACAAGAAGAAGUAUGAGGCCACCAAGAGCAAGUGGGUCUGGACUGUGGACAGACCUGAUUUUCUCCAUGCUGCUAAGAACAGCCUCCAGCAGAGUGACGCUGAGUACAAGUACGAUAGGGAAAUGCUGAAGGGCUGUGUAAUGUCUGUGACAGAUGACAAAUUGACAGUUCUGGCUAAGCAGAACACAGAUCUCUCUAGUCUUGUGAAAUACAAGGAGAAGUAUGAGAAAGCCAGGGGCCAUUACCAUGUUGUACCUGACACUCCUCAAAUGAUUCAUGCUAAAUCAGCGGGCAAACUUGUUUCUGAGACCAGAUACAAGGAGGCCAGCAAGAAAGAUCGUGCGACUGGUGGCUUCACCACUCUUCCUGAAACCCUUGAUACUGCCCACAGCAAAAAAAUUACCAAUAUCACAAGCCGUAACGUGUACAAGGAGAAGUUUGAAAAGGAGAAAGGCAAGUCCAAUUACAACAACAUGAUUGCCCCCCCUGACGUUCAGCAUGCUAUGGAUGUAGCCAAGAAACAGAGCAACAUUGCCUAUAAACAAGAGGCGAAAUCCAAGCUGAACUACACCUCGGUUGCUGACCGCCCAGACAUCAGGAAAGCUAGACAAGCUUCCAAGCUUAUUAGUAAUGUGGGUUAUCGUGACAAAGCUCGAGAGGAGGCCAGUCGUGGUGGAACAUUGCUCGGCCGACCUGAUAUCGCUCUUGCCACUGAAGUGUCCAAACUGACCAGCCUGGUGAAAUACAAGGAGAAGUUUGACAAGGAGAAAGGAAAGAGACCACAGUAUGAUCUAAGGAACAGCAAGAUUUAUAAAACUAUGAAGGACGCUAAUGACCUUGCAAGCGAGGUGAAGUACAAAGGAGACCUGAAGAAGAUUCACAAACCUGUUACGGACAUGGCCGAGUCCCUGUCCAUGCAGCACAGCCUGAGCACUAGCAAGCUGGCCAGUGAAUACCGAUACAAGAAGAAGUUUGAGGAAAGUAAGGGUCACUACCUUAUGAUAACCGACUCACCUGAGCAACUUCACCACAAAGAGGCCUCAGAGCUACAGAGUCAAGUGAAGUAUAAGGAGAAAUAUGAAAAAGAAAGAGGCAAAGCCAUGCUGGACUUUGAGACCCCUACAUACGUGACUGCUAAGGAGGCUCAACAUCUUCAGAGUCAGAAAGAGUAUAAGAAGGAUUUUGAGGAGUCAAUGAAAGGCAAGAACCUCUCUGGGUUGGAGGACACCCCUGCCAUGAUGCAUGUCAGACACGCAACGAAAAUUGCUAGUGAGAAAGAAUACAGGAGGGAUCUUGAGGAAGGGGUUAAGGGUAAAGGUCUUACAAUGCUGGAGGAAACUCCUGAGUUAAUGAGAGCAAAGAAUGCUACUCAUAUCCUGUGCGAGAGAGAGUACAAGAAAGGAUUGGAGGAAGAUAUCAAGGGAAAAGGAAUGUUGGCGUUGGCUAAUGACACCCCAGACUUCUUAAGGGCAAGGAAUGCCACUGAAAUCCUCAGUCAGACCAAGUACAAGCAGAGUGCGGAGCACGACAGAUCCACAUACACCACUGUACUUGACACCCCUGACAUCAUACACGCUCAGCAAGUCAGGAAUCUUGUGAGCCAGAAAAAAUACAAGGAGGAGGCUGAGAGGACAAUGUCUCAUUAUGUGCCCGUCCUGGACACUCCUGAGAUGCAGAGAGUGCGUGAAAACCAGAAAAACUUCAGCACCCUUCAGUACCAGCUUGACGUUAAAAACAGUAAGGGCAAAGUUUCAGCAGUUAAGGACACCCCUGAAAUGCUUCGUGUUAGAGAAAAUACAAAGAAUUUCAGCUCGAUCAAAUACAAGGAAGAGCUCGGUCAAGGAACAGCUAUAUCGGAAACUCCUGAGAUGGAGAGAGUCAAACGCAAUCAGGAGGCUAUAAGCACGAUUAAAUACAGGAAUUCACUAGGUCAAGGCAUAUCUAUAUCCGACCUUCCUGAAGUGAAACGUGUACGGGAAACUCAGAAGAACAUCAGCUCGAUCCAAUACAAGGAGGAUUUGGGAGGAGGAACAGCUAUAUCAGAAACCCCUGAGAUGGAGAGGGUUAAACGCAAUCAGCAAAAUAUUAGCACGAUAAAAUACAAGAAUUUGGUGGGUCAAGGCACAGCCAUUCCGGACCUGCCCGAGGUGAAGCGGGUCAGAGAGACUCAGAAGCACAUCAGCUCGGUCUUAUAUAAGGACACAUCUGCAAAGGGAACACCUGUGGUUUUCACUCCAGAGAUGGAGCGGGUGAAAAGGAACCAAGCUCAAAUUAGCUCGGUCCUGUAUUCUGACAGCUUCCGUAAGCAGGUGCAGGGCAAAGCCGCCUUUGUGCUUGACACCCCUGAGUUGAGACGUGUCAAAGAUUCUCAACGUAUCAUCUCUGGGGUCAGAUACCACGAGGACUUUGAGAAGAGUAAGGGCAGCUUCACUCCCACCAUCUCUGACCCCAUAACUGAGCGUGUGAAGAGGAACACCCAGGCUUUCAGUGACAUCAGCUACCGUGGCAUCCAGAGACGUGUCGUGGAGAUGGAGAGGAGACGUGCAGAGGAACACGAUCAGGAGACCACCACUGACCUGCGUGUGUGGCGCACAAACCCUGGCUCCGUCUUUGACUAUGACCCUGCUGAGGACAACAUCCAGUCCAGAAGUCUUCACAUGAUGUCAGUUCAAGCCCAGCGCCGCAGUAAGGAGCACUCCCGCUCCACCAGUGCAAUGAGCGGGGUGGGCGAUGAGAAGUCCGAGCUGUCCGAGAACGUGGACCACCGUACAUCUUUCUACAGCAAUGGCUUUGGGGUUUCCUCUUUUGGCUACCAGCAGACCAAGACUACUGAGGUUCAACAGAGAUCCUCCUCUGUGGCAACACAGCAGACCACCGUUUCUUCUGUACCCUCACAUCCUUCAACCACUGGAAAAACCGUCCGUGCCCUGUACGACUAUGCCGCCACUGACAACGACGAGGUGUCCUUUAGGGAUGGUGAUGUCAUCGUGAAUGUGCAGUCCAUUGAUGAAGGUUGGAUGUAUGGCACUGUGCAGCGUACUGGAAAGACUGGUAUGCUGCCAGCCAACUACGUCGAUGCCAUUUAAAUACAACUGAUGCCAUCUCAGACUCCCUCUGUAGGGAGUUUGAUAGCCAUUGGGCUUAAGACACUUGUAUACAUGUUACACUUUUGUUUGUCUUCAUUACUGUAUGAUUCGUUUGUGCCCAUGUCAUAAACUCUAUUGUGGUUGUGGCAUGUGAAACUGACUAAACUAUACAUACCUAUUUAAGUCACAGGUAAUUAUAUUUAUCUUUUUUGUUCAAAGUCUAAAAAAAAGAGUUAACUAACUGAAGCCCAUUAUUUUUGUAUGUUGCGAAUCACACUACAUUCAAAAUCUUUGGAUAGCCUGAAAAGUUGCAUAAUUUAAUCUUUUGUACAAGAGAUGGGCUCAUGAUUCACUUUAUAUGCGACAAAGAAAACGUUUAAGCGAUCGUUUUUAAGAACUGAACAGACUCUGAGUUUGCCACAUGAAAAGCAAAAUGCAAAAUAUUAAACUUGCAAACGUUGAGGAGACUCAAGCGAUUCCUCCCAAGUAAAACCAUAGAAAUUUAAAAACGAGCCUCCUCCCUCCCUUGCUGAAGGCUGGCCAUUAUUUUGCAUGUGUGUUUUGUUUCUUUGAUUCUGUAGGUGUGGAGUUAGAGGAAAAUGUUUACCUUGAAUCAGUAGCUAAUAAAGCACACCGCACUUCUGCAGUAAA
Molecule: messenger RNA, 19881 nt
Organism: Misgurnus anguillicaudatus (oriental weatherfish)
Lineage: Eukaryota; Metazoa; Chordata; Actinopteri; Cypriniformes; Cobitidae
Source: RefSeq, a predicted model, not a curated record